Hevea brasiliensis (rubber tree) is the source of this 399-nucleotide messenger RNA. Its product is annotated as putative RING-H2 finger protein ATL19. The coding region runs from base 1 to 399 and encodes 132 amino acids. The transcript has a single exon. The record is from RefSeq and is a predicted model, not a curated record. NCBI's taxonomy places the organism in Eukaryota, Viridiplantae, Streptophyta, Magnoliopsida, Malpighiales, Euphorbiaceae.
AUGGCAAUAAUUUUUUUCGCUUUUUAUAUAUCGUUUAAGUAUAUCAUUCGACCUCUAUUUUUGAAUGAUAGCCUUAAUGAUCUUGAACUUGGACGGUUUAUAUAUGAUCAAGAUUUAGAGUCACAUGAAGAGGAAAUACUUGAUGAACUUCCAAGCAAUAUGGAGAACGAAGUAGCAAGAAUGCAGUUCAUUGAUUGGUUGUUGCCGUCUGUAAAAUACGGAGAAGAAAUGAAAUCGAAACAUGAAGAUUGUGCAAUAUGCUUGGAUGAUUACAAAGAUGGAGAUUUAUGCAGAAUUUUUCCAUUGUGCAAGCAUAUAUUUCAUCCAAAUUGUAUUGAUGUCUGGUUGGAGAAGAAUUUAACAUGCCCCAUUUGUCGUCAGUAUAUUUUUGGCAUUUGA